Messenger RNA from Anopheles moucheti, 2952 nucleotides. Its product is annotated as zwei Ig domain protein zig-8-like. Gene Ontology annotation, cellular component: neuron projection membrane. Lineage: Eukaryota; Metazoa; Arthropoda; Insecta; Diptera; Culicidae. The record is from RefSeq and is a predicted model, not a curated record. Gene Ontology annotation, biological process: synapse organization. Bases 955 to 1959 code for a protein of 334 amino acids. The transcript is spliced from 8 exons.
GGUGACGGGACACACACACACACACGGAUGGAUGUCUUCGGGUUCGUUUGCCUGAAUUUUAUGUUAGGCAGGCUCAUCGCUCACGAAUCUGAAGGAAAAAUGUGUUUGUGAGUGGCUGUACACAUGUGCUUUCCUCUGUCCUUUUUUCUCACCCUCCUUCACACAUAUCGAUAAAGUGGAUAUUGAUGGGUCCUGUUGAGCAGAUGGGCGAUACGCGGCUUAAGCGUAUAGCGUUGCAUGUGACACCCUAGUGCGGUGAAGUAAAUCCCGUAUCCGAUUAUACGCGCAUACGUGUAGCUGUAUCGAAUGGCCAUAAAAGAAGGAAAAAUAAAUAAAAAAUAAACAAGUGUACCGGUGGAUCUUCCUCAACUGCACCCUGGGGUGGUCGUCGGUGGGGAGCUAUCGGCUAUCGGCUUACGGAAGGAUAAAGGUAGAUUCUUCACGUGGGCGUUGAUGUGUAUGUUUGUGUACGAAACAGUGUUUGUGCAACUCACUGUACCAUGGGCCUUGUUGUGAGGCGCAAAAUUGUUCAUCUCCAGCACAGGCCUCACUCGCCGAUUCGCCGAUGUUCAUGUAUGUUUCCGUUCGUUUCCGUUGUAGCCGUGCCAGUGGGCCGUGUACCAGGUGAUAGCAUAAACGAGUGUUUUGUUUUUAUCUUGUGCAUUCAACGCUGAGCGCGGCUGUUCGGUUUGUUCGCGGUAUACGGACAGCAUUCUGCUACGGUAAUUGACAAUUUGUGUUGCGGUCAGCAGUGUAUCGAAUGUGAAUCCCAAUCGCAAAAACCACACACCGAAGCGAGCGCGAACAACGAUACAUCGUGAGGUCGUGCCUUGGUGGGAAAGGAUUUUGUGGUUUUGAGCUGGUUGCAUUUUGAAAAAUGUUGUUGUAAAAGAAGUUUACAGUUUACCGUCGUUCACAGCUAGGCAUUCAAAGCAGGAAGCAUCAAUAGCAGCUAUGGCUGGUUGGCGCUCUCAACAGGGAAUAAAUAUACUGUUUCUUUUUAUCGUGCAUUUGAAUCAUGGCAUCACAAAGUCACUGCAGACCUUCUCGGAGGAACAGUUUUUGCUGGAGCUGAGCGACGAUCGGAGUAGCUCACAGGGAACUCAUCCCACGGUACGUAGCCGGCCACCGUACCUUGGCAACCUGCACCUUGGCUUUCACCAGCCGCACCACCCAGCGCCGGAAACGAGUGAGAACGAAAUUUACGACUCGGACGAAAGUAAUCUGCUCCGGACGCCGCUCGACCGUGGGCCACACUUUGAUUUGUCCGCCUCGAAGAACAUUACGGCGCUGGUCGGGAAGACGGCCUAUCUCAACUGCCGGGUGAAAAACAUCGGCAACAAAACGGUGUCCUGGGUGCGGCAUCGUGACAUUCAUCUGUUAACCGUAGGUAGAUUCACCUAUACAUCCGACCAGCGUUUCCAAGCUGUACAUAAUCCCCAAACAGACGAUUGGUCACUACAAAUUAGAUACCCACAGAAGCGAGACACGGGCGUGUACGAGUGCCAGAUCUCGACUACGCCACCGGUCGGACAUUCGAUGUUCCUCUCCGUAGUAGAACCAAUCACCACGAUCGUUGGUGUGCCGGACCUGUAUAUCAACACGGGCUCAACUGUAAAUUUAACCUGUAUAGUGCGGAACUCACCCGAACCUCCCUCAACUAUUAUUUGGACACACAACAAUCAGGAGAUCAACUACGAUUCACCCCGGGGCGGUGUGUCGGUCAUAACGGAGAAGGGUGAAACGACGACAUCCUACCUGCUAAUACAGCGCGCCCGUACGACCGACACCGGGAAGUACGUCUGUUCACCGUCGAAUGCCGAUCCAUCCACGAUCAACGUGCACAUUCUGAACGGGGAACAUCCGGCGGCCAUGCAGCAUGGCGGUCAGCUGCGGAUAGGAGAUCCACUGCACGUGUUCGUCCUCUGGCUGAUUAGCUUUUUACUCGGGCGGCGAUGAAAGUGCAAUUCCGAACGCCAAAAACCACGGACGGGAACGGCGCGGCCACAGCCCUUCCAACAAAACCCUUCCAGUGUUUUAGCCACAAAAUGGAUCCCACGCACAAAUAUACAGCCAGAGAGAUAGAGAAGGAGAGAGCGAGGAAGCAACCGUGCAUCACAGUGUGCAGGCACAUCAAAGUGUGCCACGCAAAUUAGAGCUAAUUAGAUUAAAUGUGCCAGUUGACCAAUGUUGGUGCAGGUGCAGGACAAAACAAUGGGAUGUGACUGGAUGUAGGAUAAAUUAAUUUGCGGUUUUCAAAUGGCCAAACGAUUGCGGGAAAAUAUUGUCCGCGUAAACACACACACACACACGCGGACACAGACGCGUGCACUGAUUGGCGCUAAAUGACGAAAUGAGCAGUUACUAAUCAUGCCAAUGAUCGAUUUCGACGAUGGUUGGCAGCAUCAUAAUUAGUCCAAAGCGUUAAAUGGGGUUUUUUUUUUUAAUUUGAAAUACUGGUGCGCGUGUGGUUUUGUGCCGCUCAAGGUUGUUCUAUUUGCAUACUUGCAUACUCGUGUGAUUGAUUGAUUUUAUGUUUAGAUCAGCUAAGAAAAUAAUACUGAAAAGUGUUAAGCACACAGAUUAUAAGGCAUUUGUUUUGUCAUAUUGUUUAAAUUGCUGAAAAAUUAAAUGAAUGCAAUACUAAAAUGUUAAUAGGUUCUAGAAGUCAUUAGCUUUUGAAUAAAAAAAAAAUCAUUGACACAACAACACAGCCUAUGUUCCAGUAUUCGCUAUAAAAUUGUAUGAAUUCCUUUGUUUAGUUUUGUAAAACGGAUUACCUUUGUUUGAAAUGGUUUUAAUACACAGAAAGUUGUGAACAUGCUCACAUGUGGCUAGUACCGAGGAGAGCUGUUUGAUAAAUGUUUUCGGAAAUUUCAACAUCAAAUGUAAGCGAACCGACACGUCAGUCGAUAAAAUGGGCAUUUGCGUGUUUUAGGUAAAUGAAUAAUA